AUGUACUUUGAUAUGUGCCAAUUAUGUGAUUUAAUGGAUUUAAAUGAACCUCUUAUUGCCUCUGAAUGUAUAGUUGGUCACUACGUUGUAAGAAAGGAAUUAGAUUGUAUCAAGGAUAUCAAAACGAACGAAGUUUUCAAAGUGGCAUCUUUUUCAAAAGAUUUUAAUGAGAUUACCUUAAUUUCCAACACCACCAAUAAGACAAGGGAGAUUAGUAGAAGUGAAGCAUUUGAAAUGCUCCCAUGUGUUGUUGUCAAACUCCCUGAUGAAGAGAAAUAUAUUCCUGUGCAUUAUUAUGCAUAUCAAUACUUUUAA
This is a messenger RNA of Naegleria gruberi, 315 nucleotides long. RefSeq lists its product as uncharacterized. The coding region runs from base 1 to 315 and encodes 104 amino acids. NCBI's taxonomy places the organism in Eukaryota, Heterolobosea, Eutetramitea, Acrasida, Naegleriidae. The record is from RefSeq and is a predicted model, not a curated record. The transcript has a single exon.